AUGUCUUCACACAAUGAAUGGACUCGACUUCAGCCACUGACAAAAAACAGUUUCAUCUCGAAAAGGAACGGCCAGCUUGGGGAACCCUGGAAAAAGUACACCGAACAGAAAAACAGUAUUGUGGGAUUUAUCGGUUCCCAGCUGAGCAGCGCAGCUCUCCGAAGGUACAAGGUGAGAGUGGACAUCAUGAAAAAGUGUUCUCACUACAUGGACGUCAUGUGGAAAGAUUUAUCAUUUGGCGACCAGAACUACAUGACAACUUCCACUAUGUUUCAUUUGAUUGAUCCGUGGAAAUUUCAACAGAUGAAGAAAAUAGGAACCACCCAGAUAAAAAUCAAGCUGCAUCUUCUAGAAGAAUUUUAUAAAGAGAUCAAGCAUGGGAAGGAGCAACUGGAGACCAUCUUGCGCACUUACGACAUGGCGACGUUCUCGUCGGAAUGGGAGUCUAUCCAAGAAAGGCUUGUGCACGUCACCAAAGUGCUUUCAGAUUUCAAUUCCGUUCUGAUGCCAGGUAAGCUUCACACAAAACACCGGCUCAUCUCCGACAUGGGACACACCAAAAUCCCACACAUUAGACUGGCUGUUAACGUAAAGAUGCCUGUAGUCUUUGACAAAAAGGAGUCACACUCUUUCCAAGAGAGUGCAAUGCUUACGUGGUAUAUAGAAGGCCAGUCAACUCUCCACCCCCCUGAACAGUUUGAAGUCAGAUACAAAUUAAUAACCCCAACCACACUGGAGGAAGGCAGUCAGUUUGGGACAAUUUCUGUGUCUUCCUUCAGCAUUGAGAUUGGAAACCUUCUGCCUGAGAAAAGCUAUGAGUUUACUAUUAAGAGGGCAGAAACCUACUGUUUAAUUUAUGGAUUUUGGAAUGACACCAUCGUCUUGAAAACAAAACCCAGCCCAACUGACCAUGUGGAUUAUUUUCAAAACGCCAGCUGCUGUUUUGUGUAG
This is a messenger RNA of Polyodon spathula (Mississippi paddlefish), 951 nucleotides long. Its product is annotated as fibronectin type III domain-containing protein 11-like. NCBI's taxonomy places the organism in Eukaryota, Metazoa, Chordata, Actinopteri, Acipenseriformes, Polyodontidae. The transcript has a single exon. Bases 1 to 951 code for a protein of 316 amino acids. The record is from RefSeq and is a predicted model, not a curated record. Gene Ontology annotation, molecular function: protein binding.